Molecule: messenger RNA, 7781 nt
Organism: Harpia harpyja (harpy eagle)
Lineage: Eukaryota; Metazoa; Chordata; Aves; Accipitriformes; Accipitridae
Gene: PHACTR2
Product: phosphatase and actin regulator 2
Exons: 13
Coding region: 94-2142 (682 amino acids)
Biological process (GO): actin cytoskeleton organization
Molecular function (GO): actin binding
Source: RefSeq, a predicted model, not a curated record
GGGGCGGCUCUUCCUCUGCAAACUUUCCCUUUCCCCUCCCUCGCCGCUUCUUUCUCUCCUCUCCUCCCUGCCCCUCUCGGUUCCCCGACGGCGAUGGCUGAGAGGCCGGGGAGCACCGGGGGACUACCGCAGCCCGCCUGGUCCUUGCCCGGUCCCCGCGGCCGCUCCCAAAGCGACAUCUCCUCCUUCUCCUCCUCCCGGAGAACCUGCCUUCUCCGGUCCAACGUGGGAGGCUCAGUUGAUGGUUUGGAUAAGGCUUCGAUCGCUAACUCGGAUGGACCAGCCCCAGGAUCCCAAACUCCCCCCUUCAAGAGGAAGGGCAAACUCUCCACCAUUGGCAAAAUAUUUAAACCUUGGAAAUGGCGGAAGAAGAAGACUAGCGACAAAUUCAGAGAAACCUCAGCAGUGUUGGAAAGGAAGAUUUCGACAAGACAAAGCAGAGAGGAGCUGAUAAGAAGGGGAGUGCUGAAGGAAAUGCCUGAGCAAGAUGGUGAUGUAACAGUAAAUUUUGAAACUUCAAAUGGACACACCAUAGCCAUUGGUGAAGAAACCAUACAGGAAGAAAAUGUGGUAAAAGCCAGUGGAGAUAACAGUACUUUAUCAGAGAAAGCAUCAGCAUUGGAAGGAAAAAAAGAAGAUCAAAAAGAGAGCACUACUGAUCACUGCCCAGAAAUACCGGCAUCCCAUGCUCCACCACUACCCAAGCCUAAGCCUAAAUCUAAAAAAGCUCCACUACCACCAAAAAAUGCUAUUGCUGCUUCCACCACCACCAGCCAUAAGAGUAACGAAGCACCUCAUGCUAAAAAAAAGGGAAAGGCUCCUGCUAAGCAGCCUCCUCUCCCACCGCCCAAGCCAACAAGUCACAGUGCAAAUCGAGAAGCUGCUAGUUCCUCUCAUGCAAAAAAAACACCAGCCUCCAAGUCCUCUUCAUCACCAUCUCCUUCGUCCACAUCAUCUCAUCCCAAAGCCUCUAAGGAGACCUCCAGCAAAUCAGGCACAUCAGGGACUCCCAGGGGCAAGAAAAAACCCGGGAAACAGUCAGCCCCACGAACAGCGCCAGAUGGGGCUGCUGCUUCCCCCUCAGGUGCCACAGCCAACAGGUUGGAAGCAAAGGCAGAAAAACCCGAGCCUGAGCAACCUUCCAUAGUAAUUUCUGAAAUGGAGGACGCAGACCAACCGAACAAGCUCAUUGUCCCCCCUCCUCCCACCGCUGCCCCCCCGCCACCUCCACUUCCACCUCCCUUUCCUGCCGCAGCUGGUCAGCCCGCUGUCUCCUCAGAUGUCCAAGAUGUGUCAGACGACUGCGUGGCAGGGCCGGCUGGCCCCGGAUCAGAUACUAAACCUCUUCUUCAGACUGAGCAUAGCACGGACGAGAGCCUGAGCAGUACGGCCCUAGGCAGUGGUCCAGAUGCUAGCAGAGAAGACACAAAAAGCUUGGCUACCAAAGAAGACCAAGAAGCGGAGGCACCUGACCAGGCACGCUCUGAACCAGUGGAGGAGGCUUCUGACGCUGCUGCCCCUCCUGAGAGUGAUAGCGGCAGAGAGAGCCACAGCAGCGACUCGGACUCCGAUGGGCCAAUACUAUACACAGAUGAUGAUGACGACGAUGAUGAGGAUGAUAAUGCAAGUGCUGAAAGCUCUUUGGCAAGUAAAAUUCGUCGUAGGGAUACUCUUGCUAUCAAACUUGGCAACAGACCAUCUAAGAAAGAAUUAGAAGACAAAAACAUCUUGCAGCGUACAUCUGAAGAGGAGAGGCAGGAAAUCAGACACCAGAUUGGAACGAAGCUAGUGAGGAGACUUAGCCAGAGGCCUACAACUGAAGAGCUAGAGCAAAGAAAUAUCCUAAAGCAGAAGAAUGAAGAAGAGGAACAGGAAGCCAAAAGAGAAAUAAAACGUAGACUCAGUAGAAAGCUCAGCCUGAGGCCUACAGUGGCUGAACUUCAAGCAAGAAGAAUCCUUCGAUUUAACGAGUACGUGGAGGUCACAGAUUCUCCAGAUUACGACCGUCGUGCUGACAAGCCUUGGGCCAGGUUAACUCCCGCAGACAAGGCAGCAAUACGGAAAGAACUGAAUGAAUUUAAAAGCACAGAAAUGGAAGUACAUGAGGAGAGUCGGCAAUUUACCAGGUUUCAUCGUCCAUAACUGUUUGACCACAUCCCAUAUUUCAUGUAACAGUUUUCUUGGGGACAUCAUUGCGUCCUGAAAACCCAAGAUUGCACUGGAACUGGACUGAGUAUGAGUGUGUGCUACAGCUUACCCUGAGGCUAAUGAAGGAUGUGGCCCUCGUUUUUAUCAAUGGACAAAUGAUUUGUCUAGGAGGAGAAUCCACAUGAAGUGUUUGUCAUUGUUAAGACAGACCACGGACGGUUCUGUGGCUUGCCCGCACAGACAGAGUCGGUGGACUUCUUCAUCGGAGCUCCGCAAGUCAGGAAGAGCUGAAGACAAUCGCUUGAGAGCCUGUUACCAGGAACUCAUCAGACUUCGUAGGGUUGCGGCUGAGGGUAGCUGAGAGGGAGCUGUGUGAAAAGGGCUGAGAGCGUGGGGGAAGAGACUUCGCUUGCCAGUCCACAGAGAAAAGUGGAAUGGAUGGGACUGCGUAACAAUGCACUUGGCCAGUGGGAGGAAUUAUUUUUUAAAAAAACUGAGAGUGUGAGCAACUGUGCAUGUUUGGUUUUUUUUUUAAUGGCCACAGCCUGUCUUAGAAAGACAGCAAGACACAAGUCCUCAUGUCAUCAGUACUUUAGUGAAGAACUGUAAUUUUCUCUGGUGCCAGUAAAUACAGUUGCCAGAAAUUAGUCCUAGUAUAACUCAGCUCUUUUUUAAAAUCCCGAUGAGCAUGCUUCAGGAAAGUACAUUGAACAUUCAUAGAGAACAAGUCACAUAUUUUUUGAUUUUUACUGUUGACAUACUCUGGAUCCUCAGAAAUACAUAAACAGGAUGUGAAGGACAAAUAACGUGACACUAUGAAUGCCAUGAAAUGCUUCAUGUUUAGAAACACUUCUUGCUGUCUGUCACUUGCCAUUCAAACCAGAGGGAUCAUUAUCUUUCUCACCUAUGGCAGGCAGUGGUGACAACUUCGACAUCAUGCUAGUAUGAAUCCAAAAUCAGAAUUGAAAUUAGGCACAAAAGUCUUUACUAGUAGGCUUGAGCAGUGAUUACUAGUGUGACUUUUACGUUUAAGGACUUUUGCACUGCUUUGAGGAAGAACUCACAGAUGAAUCAGUAUGUCUUCAGCCAGUGGUCCUGUAAAAGUGAACGGAAAAUCCUUAGAGUGUCUGCAGCCUGUUUUUGUUGAGUGUGAAGAAUGCUUCUUAGAUUCAUAAUUUUUUAUACUAUCUUGAAAUUGUACAUGUGAAUACAGUACUAUUAAAAUUAAGUGGUAUGGAGUGUGAAAGGCAAUACAUGGUUUUUCUAGGCUGGCCCAAAAGCCCAUUAAAAAGCCUGUGGCGUUGUUUACACUAAGAAAUUCUCUGUCUUAUAUUAGCACUUAUUUGUCCUUUGAAUUAAUGUACACAACAAUUGGGGGGGGUCUGGAAUUCACAUAUGCAUACAUUUAAUGCAGUAUUACAAUAUGUUUGCUAUUUAUCCUUUCUAAUGUGUGUACAUAUUACAAUUUAUUUUUGUCUUUUAUGUGCCCUGUUUAGUUUUUACUUAUGAAGUGUAAGUAUUUCUUUUUCAGGCAAUAAAAGGUCUGUGUAGAUGUGAUUUUUACCUCAGAACCUGCAGUAGAUUCUUGUGGAAUGUUUUUAGUUUAUAAAAUUGAAGGAUGUUGUUUUAGAUGUCAACCUAAAGGCAGGAAGGCAAUUUGGUGGCUAAAAUUUGAUUUCCCUCUUUAGUGAUAUUUACAACAAGACCAGGUUUGCAUAAAUGGGGUGGAUUAUUUUAGUAGGAGCACUUCUAGUAACAGCAGAGUGCUUUCCAACAGCUGGCACUCUAUUAUUUUUAAAGAGAUUGACAAACUCUUUUUUAAAAAUUAUAGAUUUAUAUGACUGUUAGAAUCACUUACAUUUUAGUAAAAAUCUAAUGACGUACAGACCCCAAAAUAUCAAUAACCAAAUAAAAUAACCAUCUACAUGCUUGUAGCAAAGAAAAGGAAGCAGCACCUUCCUUUUUUAAUGGAAUCAAUAAGAGCCAUUAGGAUUCCAUUUGCAGAAAACAGUUUAGCUUCUGUGAGGCCCAUCAUUUUAUAAAUAUAGAAACACCACUUGGACAUCAAGGAAGCAGUGAAAAUGUAUUCUUUAGCACUAAAUCAUACAAGAAUGGUCAGGCCAUUAGAGCUAAGGUUUGUCAGCAGUUCUGGUAGAAUCCUAAUUUUUAUUUUUAGAAUUUGAAGAGUAAACUUAAAACUUACACUAGCACUUAAUAAAUAGUUCUGCUUGAAAUUUUUGCUGUUGUUGCCAAAUUUAGAAAUGUGUGUCCAAAAUUCUAUAAAGGCCUACUAUGUUGACUUUGAAGUAUAAAACACAGUAUUUCACUUCAAAGGAAACAAGUGGAGCAAUUAAAUAGACCUCAGUGUUGCCUUAAUCACUUUUUGAAACAUUUGAAAGCAGCCAAGAUACUAAAGACAGAAAGAUAGCUGUUGCACAGGGAGAAUAACUUGGACAAAGGUAAGGUCAGACUAUAUGAACUUUAUAUAAGAGAAUAGCUCCACUGACAUGCCAGGGUACAUAUGGGUUACACAAACUAAAACUUUGUUAAACUCUUAGGAUGAAGUGAAUUAAUUGACUUUGCAAGAAGGCAUUCCUCUAUACUAGGCCUGGAGCAUGGACGGAAAGACAUGUGCCACCUUCUCACUUUAAGAGUUAAAACGCAAAGAUGAGGACACAACUUCUGGCUCAGACUUCCUCAAGCUGCAUUUUGCCAUAAGACAUGAGGAUACGUAGGUGAGGUAUCAUUUAGGCUUUCCCUAUCCUCCUUCUGGGUUUGGGGUUUUUUUUAAGUAUUCACUACACACCAUUGCUUGAUGCAGGAUGCUAGCCUGGGUAGAGAUGCUGAGCUAAUCUUUAAUUUCUUACGUAAAUUCUUAUUAUUUUAAUGAUAAAUAAUUAGAUGCAUUCUUUGGCCCACAAUUUAGCAAACUACUUAAGCAAAUUUAUGUAACUGGACAAAAAGAGUUGCCUUUAUUGGAACUUAUGUAAAAAUGUAUACUUGCAGAAUUAGAACUAUAAACUAUCCAUUGUGUAUUGUACCCACAUACAGACUUAGAAUUGUAUGUACUAUUUUUAUAUUCUAAAUAUCAACUGGCAGAGAAAUGACAGCUGUAAAGUGUUAUCCAUGCAAUAAAAAAUAACAAGAUUUUGAUAUGUCACUAUGUGCAGUGAAGCAAAUUUGCUUUACCUUAUUGAGCUGCCUGAGGUCAGUUUCUGCUGUAUCUCCUAGUCCUCUGUAUUGAUGAUUUCAAAUGUCUUCAAGUUGCUACAACAGGCCUUUGGAAAUAAUAUGUCACGUACCUAACCACCUAUGGUGCUGCACGCCUGUUGGAAGGGAAAAAUCAGGGUAAGUAAGUCCUGAGAAACUCUUGAGUGAGUAAACCUUGAGGAAAAAAAUAAAAAUAUGUAAAAAAGGCAAAGAAAAAAAAUAACACUUUCCAUGCAAUGCAUAGUACAGUCCAACUGUCUAAAAGGGAUCAAUGUGUUAAUUUUUAUCAAGUUGGACAAAUGAUUUAAAUGUCAUCUACAACAUAUGACAAAUCUUACACACAUAUUUAUGUUCCCCAGAGUCAGAUACGAAUUCGGAUGUCUGCAUGCACACAAAGAGAAAAUGAGUAGCUUGAAGUAGUGGUUUCUGAAAUGACCUCAUAUAUCACAUUCAUCAGUAGGAUUAUGCAUCGCAGCAUGUUGCUGUGGGUGCAGAAGAAUGGAUGCUUAAUCAAAUCCUAAUAUCUUCACAUAACAAAUUGAAAUGGUUCUAGAAUGUCUCUCGUCUCUCUUCUUUCAGGUAAUGCAUAUUAGUCCUUAUAACUGAAAUUAGUUGUUUCAAAUGAAAAGUAUCUGAAUUUCCUUGAAUUGUGAUAUAUGUGUUGACUCAACAAAUACCAAAAAAAGUUAUUUCAGCUAAAUACCAUUUUGACUGGCAAUUUGAAACAAGGUGGGACCAGCAGCAGUGUCUCUUCAAAAAUCACUGAAAGUAUUCACAGCCAUUUGUAGGUCCACAAGAUUGUAUUUAUUUGUUGGGUUUAGGAUUUACCUACAGUUGUGCAUGUCCCUGGCUGUGGUGAGCUUUACCAACCUCUGAUGUGGUGUGGGACAGGGUGGCCGCACGUUCUCCUUUGGCCACACUGAGCUGCUCUUAGAGAAGCACCACAACCUCAGUGUUGAUGUGUAAAAACGGUAUUGCAUGACCAUUUUUUUUCUUUACUUGAAAACUAAAUGAAAGCUGUGAAACAAAGGGAUUAAAGUGUCCCUGAUAUUACAGAAAUUAGACCUCUCCUUCCAGGUGAGGUUAGUGCUUUGUUUCCAGCAGAGAUGCUUCAACCCAGAUCUGUGACUAGUAAUACUACAGCUACACCAGAGAAUUUGUUUCAAACUAGCUGUCACUUAACCUGAGUAUAAAUAUAGUCUGAGCCACAAUUUUGUAUCAUCAUAAAAUGGGAGGAAGAUCCAGCCAGCACAGACUAAAAACAUCUAUCUAGUCUGGCAGCCUGGGAAUCAAGCGAAACCCCCUCCUUGGCUGCAGCUGGCAGUGGGUUGGAGCCAGGGUAGGGAGAGCCAGGCUCUCACCUAGGUACCUGGCAGACUGCACCAGUAGGACAGGUCUGGCUGAGCACUGCCAGCAUCCUAAGUAGAGGCUACAGUAUGAGCCCGUGUCUUAAUGUCUGUUAACGCUUUAAUGAUAAAGUAAACAAAGCUAAAAGCCACAUUUGCAUUAAAUUGUCAGGUAUACCAGAACUGCGUCUUUUAAUGCUUUCACAUCAUCUGUAUUUAUUCAUAUCUCAAGGAGUUAAGACCUGGGAUGCUGCUGUAAACUAAAAUAAAGACAUACUCAGGGUGAAAAACAGAAUAAACUUGCUUCCUGCCUUUAGGAGCUCCCACAUUUAGCUCCAUUAUUGUUGCUAUCUUUAUUCUUAUUGUACAAAGCUCAGUGCAAUGCUCACUGCUGGGACCUAGCUUUUGAUGAACAAAAAAAAAGCAAUUCUGAAAAAUUUUUUUAGGUUGAUAUUAAAAUAUUUUGAGGAUCAAAUUAAAAGCAAAGUCAAAUCCCUGGAAUAGCUUAAAGCUUCUAUUUAACAGACAUUGGGGGGGGGAACAAACCAAAACCAAACCUUAUGGAAGUGUAUCUAUAUAGAGAAAGGGACAAAUGGAGUAAAAAUAACAUAUUUCACUGUAAUGUUUUGACAGGUUUCUAUUUAUUAACUUUAAUGAUGAAUAAGGUCUUGUUUCACUUUGUCAGUGUUACCAUCUUGUUUCAGGAUUUUAAUGGAACUAGUGAUCAUAUGAACUAGAUACAGCAUUUCACCAAUAUUUCAUUAUUUUCUAGAAGAUAAAUACUGCAUUGGAUAGGAACAAAGAAAGUAAUGGUAUUCUCUGUAUCUCCUUGUUCAAACUUUAAUUCUUUAUAUUUAAAAAGUCUUGCAAUACUAUGUCAAAAUUAACCACAUUUGAACAUUGUUAUAAUACAGUAAAAUGUUGCUGAACAUAUCUUCUCUUCAUUUCACUACUUUGUGUGGUGGUAUAUUGAUUUGUAAACUUGUAUAAAUUUUGGAAUUAAAGAAAUACUGUGUUUUGGACAAUUAUUUUAGCUGGUGUGAUUUGAAACAAAAAGAUACCAAUGGCUGGUUUGAA